UCUGUUGCGUGCGGGAGGAAAAUGUCCGUGAGUUUCCUGCUGGAGAUGGACACGGCCAUGUACGGCAACCCCGCGAGACACCUAAACCUCGGCCAGACGCACAUGUACCCGUCCGCCCCGUACCCGGACUACAGCGGAUACCACCCGGUGUCUGCCCUCGGCAAUGACCUGCAUCACACCGGCAGCGCGUGGAGUCCCGGGUUCGGUCACGGUGGGCGCGAGGACUGGCCGCCGCCGCUUUACGGGCACGGGACGGGUCACUCGCUGCCUGUAAACGGCGUGGAGGCGAACGUUAUUCCGCCGGUGGACCAGGGACUGCUGAGGAACGGUCCGAGCGCACCGGUGGAGAGAGAGGAACCGCAGGACUGGAUGAGAGCCACCGCCACUCCUGUGAUCCCCGGAGGAAAAACGAGGACGAAGGACAAAUACAGAGUGGUUUACAGUGACAUUCAACGCCUGGAGCUGGAAAAAGAAUUCCACUUCAGUCGCUACAUCACCAUCAGAAGGAAGGCGGAGCUCGCGGUGGCCCUGAGCCUAUCAGAACGCCAGGUGAAGAUCUGGUUCCAAAACAGACGAGCUAAAGAGAGAAAAGUGAACAAGAAGCGACUUCAACAGGCCCAAGAGAACUCGACGUCCAAUGCUCCCAUUCACGGCAACAUCGCCAUGGUUACCAGCACCAAUAACGGUUUGAUGACGGACAAUAUAUCGACAAACAUCAAAGAGGAAUAUUGAGAACUCUUUAAACCAGACGGAUAAACAGUUUCACGUUUACACGGAUUCAGCGACACUGACCGUUCAUAUUGCACUACAUAAAUGACACGCAAACACGCUUUAUUGUGAAUAAGCACGCAGUAUUUUAAUUUUGUAAAGAAUGAAUAUGAUCUCAGCGUAUGAUGAACUUAUGAAGAUACGACAUAAUGCUUUCUAAAUUGUUUUGCAUCCUGCUUUUGAUAUGGACUCACUAACUGGUGAUUUUGAAGUUUUAUUGACAAUAUAUUUAAAGUGCCUGUAUCACGACUGUUUUGCUUUGCUACAUAAAAUAUUUUACACCUACUGGAUCAUGGAAAACUGACAUUAUUCUUAAUUUUUUUUUUUUUUACAAAAAAAAAGAAAAGAAAUGGAGAAAAGACUGGACUACUGCCUCAGUGUAAUUAUUCAUGUAUGGCGUUUAUAAUCCUAAUAAAAGAGAAUAUCU
Xyrauchen texanus (razorback sucker) is the source of this 1195-nucleotide messenger RNA. RefSeq names its product caudal type homeobox 1a (gene cdx1a). Gene Ontology annotation, biological process: anterior/posterior axis specification; regulation of transcription by RNA polymerase II; cell differentiation. Gene Ontology annotation, cellular component: nucleus. Gene Ontology annotation, molecular function: DNA-binding transcription factor activity, RNA polymerase II-specific; RNA polymerase II transcription regulatory region sequence-specific DNA binding. The record is from RefSeq and is a predicted model, not a curated record. Bases 22 to 732 code for a protein of 236 amino acids. Lineage: Eukaryota; Metazoa; Chordata; Actinopteri; Cypriniformes; Catostomidae. The transcript is spliced from 3 exons.